CUGACUUGGCUCCAUCACUAUCUGUACAUGUUUCAAACUGACAAGUAACGUACAGCCCUAGAAAAGAAAUGUCGAAUGCCACCGAUUAAAGCUCAGGGGCCGCCGGCUGGUAGACCGUAGGCGACCAAGCGUUUCGCAUGCCGCGUUUCGGAGGACUCGAAUGCCGGCUCUACUGCUGUGUUCAGAGACCGAAGUGAGCGUCGGGAGCGCAGACUUAACCCAUCUAGCAUAUGCACCCGCAUACUCAGGUGGCCAGAAGUCUAGCCAGGAAUUACCUGAUGCAAGCCGAUUCAGACUGCAGGUGGCGGUACGAAACCCUCCGACAGGUCCGGGGAAAAACGUCCGCUCUCAUCAGCGGCAGGGUUCAAGUUGGAGUGGUGCCGAGCGGUGGAUUUCCAAAAGAGUCAUAACGCACGUGAGCCGAGGACCUGCUGCGAAACAAGCAAUCCCAAGAAAUCCCAAGAGAUGCCCACGAUCUCUUGGUCUCUUGAUCCCUCGGCGAGGCGACGCCAAGAAGGGGCGCUCGAUCAGCCAAGUCGGGCGACCGAAGGCUUGGCAAGUGGUCCCUGGCCCGGCGACGAAUAACGUCCGGUUCUGGGACCACGUUUUCCUUCCCAGUUUCGCCUUCCGCUCUGAGCACGUUGUUACCCCCAUGCCCAAACCUGCAGCAAUGUCUUGGACGAUUGGAUUGUCCCAAUGGGCGAUCUGCCUGAUGGUCUGGAUCCGUCACCGAAUGGAUGCUCUUGGCAAAGAAUGAAGGGUCCAGAAUGCUUUUCGCUGGGAUGAGUCUCGAUGCAAACACCGAUGCAUGCAAUGCGCAUUGCGCAACGAUUGCGAGGUCCACCUGUCAUCUAUAACUGAGUACACCCU
Molecule: messenger RNA, 870 nt
Organism: Parathielavia appendiculata
Lineage: Eukaryota; Fungi; Ascomycota; Sordariomycetes; Sordariales; Chaetomiaceae
Exons: 1
Coding region: 161-757 (198 amino acids)
Source: RefSeq, a predicted model, not a curated record